Messenger RNA from Myodes glareolus (Bank vole), 4787 nucleotides. The record is from RefSeq and is a predicted model, not a curated record. NCBI's taxonomy places the organism in Eukaryota, Metazoa, Chordata, Mammalia, Rodentia, Cricetidae.
UACGCUCGGACCUGGAGAGAGCAGUUGGAGUCUGUUGGAGGGCGGUUGGUCAGCCCUGACCCGAGCGAGCUGAGCAGCGGAAGACCCUCCUGGUGGUGCGUUGCCUUUUGCUCUGGGAAGAAGAAAAGGAGUCUGAGGAUUUGAACAGAGCCACAUUCCUGGAGAAGUCUGUAGACUGAUGCCAAACCCAAGAGCUCAGCAGCUACCGAGACCCAGGGGGUGGCCCAUGUCCUCUCAGCCGUUGGCUAGCAAAGUGUUCCUGCUCCAGCCUGCUCCCCUGGCAGUUAAUGGCUAACUAUGGCAUGGCAAAAUUAUUUGGUUUGACGGAUGAGAAAGUGAAGGCCUACCUCUCUCUCCACCCCCAGGUCUUAGAUGAGUUUGUCUCCGAAAGCGUGAGCGCCGAGACCGUAGAGAAGUGGCUGAAGAGAAAAAACAACAAAGUUGAAGAUGAAUCGGCUCCUAAGGAAGUCAGCAGGUACCAGGACACGAACAUGCAGGGAGUGGUGUACGAGCUGAACAGCUACAUAGAGCAGCGCCUGGACACAGGCGGGGACAACCACCUGCUCCUCUACGAGCUGAGCAGCAUCAUCAGGAUAGCCACAAAAGCCGACGGAUUUGCACUGUACUUCCUUGGAGAGUGCAAUAAUAGUCUCUGUGUGUUCACACCGCCCGGAAUGAAGGAAGGUCAACCCCGGCUUAUCCCUGCCGGACCCAUCACCCAGGGCACCACCAUCUCUGCCUAUGUGGCCAAGUCCAGGAAAACGCUGCUUGUGGAAGACAUCCUUGGGGAUGAGCGGUUUCCAAGAGGCACAGGUCUGGAAUCAGGAACUCGAAUCCAGUCUGUUCUUUGCUUGCCCAUCGUCACUGCCAUUGGAGACUUGAUCGGCAUUCUUGAGCUGUACAGGCACUGGGGCAAGGAGGCCUUCUGUCUCAGCCAUCAAGAGGUCGCAACUGCCAAUCUUGCUUGGGCUUCCGUAGCAAUACACCAGGUGCAGGUGUGCAGAGGUCUCGCCAAACAGACCGAACUGAAUGACUUCCUGCUCGAUGUAUCAAAGACAUACUUUGAUAACAUAGUUGCCAUAGACUCUCUACUUGAACACAUCAUGAUAUAUGCAAAAAAUCUAGUGAACGCCGACCGCUGCGCGCUCUUCCAGGUGGACCACAAGAACAAGGAGCUGUAUUCGGACCUGUUUGACAUUGGGGAGGAGAAGGAGGGGAAGCCCGUCUUCAAAAAGACCAAGGAGAUCAGAUUUUCAAUUGAAAAGGGCAUUGCUGGCCAAGUGGCAAGGACAGGGGAAGUCCUGAACAUUCCAGAUGCUUAUGCAGACCCGCGUUUUAACAGGGAAGUCGACUUGUACACAGGCUACACCACCCGGAACAUUCUGUGCAUGCCCAUCGUGAGCCGCGGCAGCGUGAUCGGCGUGGUGCAGAUGGUCAACAAGAUCAGUGGCAGUGCCUUCUCCAAGACAGACGAGAACAACUUCAAGAUGUUUGCCGUCUUCUGUGCUCUGGCCUUGCACUGUGCUAACAUGUACCACAGGAUCCGCCACUCGGAGUGCAUCUACAGGGUUACCAUGGAGAAGCUGUCCUACCACAGCAUCUGUACCUCAGAGGAGUGGCAAGGCCUCAUGCACUUCAACCUGCCUGCACGCAUCUGCAGAGAGAUCGAGCUAUUCCACUUUGACAUCGGUCCUUUUGAGAACAUGUGGCCUGGGAUCUUUGUCUACAUGAUCCACCAGUCUUGCGGGACAUCCUGCUUUGAACUUGAAAAAUUGUGUCGUUUUAUCAUGUCUGUGAAAAAGAACUACCGGCGGGUUCCUUACCACAACUGGAAGCAUGCAGUCACAGUGGCACACUGCAUGUACGCCAUACUUCAGAACAACUAUGGCCUCUUUACAGACCUCGAGCGCAAAGGCCUGCUAAUUGCGUGCCUGUGCCAUGACCUGGACCACAGGGGCUUCAGUAAUAGCUACCUUCAGAAAUUCGACCACCCCCUGGCAGCACUGUACUCCACUUCCACCAUGGAGCAGCACCACUUCUCCCAGACGGUGUCCAUCCUGCAGCUGGAAGGACACAACAUCUUCUCCACCCUGAGCUCCAGCGAGUACGAGCAGGUGCUGGAGAUCAUCCGCAAAGCCAUCAUCGCCACUGACCUCGCCCUGUACUUUGGGAACAGGAAGCAGUUGGAGGAGAUGUACCAGGCGGGGUCACUGAACCUCCACAACCAGUCGCAUCGAGACCGUGUAAUCGGCUUGAUGAUGACGGCCUGCGAUCUUUGUUCUGUGACGAAACUAUGGCCAGUUACAAAACUGACGGCAAAUGAUAUAUACGCAGAAUUCUGGGCUGAGGGCGAUGAAAUGAAGAAGCUGGGAAUUCAGCCCAUUCCCAUGAUGGACAGAGACAAGCGAGAUGAAGUCCCGCAAGGACAGCUUGGGUUCUACAAUGCCGUGGCCAUUCCCUGCUACACCACGCUGACACAGAUCCUCCCGCCCACGGAGCCACUGCUGAAGGCCUGCAGGGAUAAUCUCAAUCAGUGGGAGAAGGUGAUUCGUGGGGAGGAGUCUGCAUUGUGGAUUUCAGCCCCGACAGCAGGCAAAGGGCCAUCUGAGAAGCUGCCUGUGAAGGUUGAUGACUGAUCCCGGCGAGGUGACCGUCCAGCAACCGACCUUCAUCCUGCUUCUUCGACGUCGUUCCUUUUAUUUCUAAGGGGGAGGGGACACCUCUCCCAGAAGGUACCAUCACACACACUAGUGAAGGAGAGGACUUCCUGCCUGCCGCGCACGCCUCGGACAGUGAGCUGUUUGGGCUCCACCAUGUUCAGACAUCAGCUGUUCUGUGGCUCCACCCAACUCCUGAAUGACCUCUGUGAACAGGCCAGCAAUGCACUGGCCUUGAAGGUGGGCAGAGACCACAGGAGGGGUUCCUGUCUGGGUCCUUCCAUGAGGGCGUGGUCAGUACCCUGGCUCUAGGGCAGUGCUUCUUGGUGGCAUUGGCUAUAAACACGACACCCGUCCCUGUAGUGAAGUCCACGUGUGACCUCCCUGUUGUAGCCUGGGACACAGGUAAUGAAGGGUCACAGCCCACAGGCAGUUGAGGAAUUCAAGUUGUCGAUUUUAGGCAGACUAAAGGUGUGUUCUUUCAGUUUAUUCUGGGGCACGUAGGUGAGUUGGCUCCGCCUAAGGAAGCAGACAUCCGUCCUUCGUCAAGGAGACACAGGGUACAUCCCAGGCAUCCGAGAACCUCAGCUCUCAGUCCAAACCAUGUCAGAGAAUUAAAACACGUUCCCCUUGCUGUAGACUGUAGCCUUUGGCAACUUUAGCCACAGAGAAAAUAAAAGUGAGGCAUCUGAAUUUCCUUUGCAGCAAGAAAAACCUUGUGAGUAAAAUAAUACGUUAAUUUUCCCAUUUCUUUAAGUUUUGACUGUGUGUUAUGGCAGCAUUUUAGUCACAUCCAAACUGAAAGAUUAUUCUAAAUGACACCCCAUCCCAUGCUGUCCUCCCCUCAGAGGCACCAACAGUGCAGCCUCAGUGGCAUGGGAUUGCGAUCUCUCCCCUCACUGUGCAGUCCGGCCCAACAGGAGGAGGUGCAGGGCCGCCACGCUGACCCUUGAUCAUGACUUCUCUGCCACGCUCAUAUCCGGAGUGCUCCACAAAGAUCCCCAUGUGUGAUUCGUUCUUGUGUGUGACCUUCCAGUAACUGCUGCUGGGUGAAGUUAGAGAAGCCGACAGAGCCCCGGGCCCUUCCUGCUGCAUCUGAGGAGGUUACCCGUUCAGCCACGAGGAUGUUCAGGACGGUGGCAGGGAGACCAGAGAACCCGGGCUUGGUUGUUCUCGCUUAGCGAGUGAGUCUUGGGAAGUCAGAGACUGGUCAGAACAAAGGGCUCUCUUACCGCUCUGCCGGGAGGGUGAAAAGUUGCUUUGAAAUGCAUUUUCAAAAUUGGCUUUGAUAACUCGAUACUGUACACACCACUGCUUAUAGGAGCUUGACAUCAGCAAAAACCUAUUGGGGUUUCUUCUACAUAUUGAUUUAUGUUGUAGCAGAGCGGCUGAACACAAACCUUGUUCUCAUUUCCUAUUAACACCAUGUGUUCCUUUUUCCCGCAGGCUUCUAAAAAGCCACCAUCUCCCCUCCAUGACAUUGAUUUUCUGUUGUCACCGUAUCAGGUAAAAGGUGAUGCCAGUGACUGCCAGGGCUGGGCACACACCUGCACAUGUAGUAUGCAUGGUGUGGGCACAAACACACAGAUGUAUAUAUGGUACACAUGUGAUACAAAAGGAAAGAAAGAAGCAAGCACUUAUAAUAAAAAUGGCAGUGGUUUUCCACGUUGGGAAACGAGAACAUGAAUGGAAGUGUGGCUUCUGUAAGUGUUCACAGGCAGAAGGUCGUAGCAAGUCCUUUUCCUCAUGCAGACAGGCGGCACUAGAUUCAACAAAAAGCCACUUUACCCACACACGUUGACAGAUCAUCUCCCUUGGAAGCUGGACUGCAGCAAGGGGCAGGAUUGGGAUGCUUGUUUCAUUCUGGCAUUUUGAAGGAAUGCAUGAAUUCUGUUUUCAAGUUUGGCAAAGGAUCCUGGUCAUGGGAAUUCUGUGGCUGCUUUAGCAUUUCAUGGUGGAUGUGGUAGUAAGAAUAUUACAGAAAUCUCUCUCAGUUUGACCUAGCCAAGAAUAUUGUAUUGUGUGGCCUCUACUGGGGCAGUUGUGCAGAGGAACCUGCUGGGGAUUUGCUGGCUGGACAAUCUCAUGAAAUACUGCCAUAUGAGAAGCAGUUUGGAUAAAAGAUGAUAG